Messenger RNA from Spirodela intermedia, 3446 nucleotides. The record is from the annotation of a GenBank genome assembly. Lineage: Eukaryota; Viridiplantae; Streptophyta; Magnoliopsida; Alismatales; Araceae.
AUGGCGACGAGGAAGCGGGGGCGCCGGAUCUCCGGCGCUGCGGAGAUCAGUAGGAGGAAUGAUCCCGCCGGACGGAUGCCUCGGCCGGGGAGCGGCAGCACCUCCUCUGGCCGCCUCCGUAUUUUCUCUCUUCUCGCUCUUAUCCUCCUCGCCCUUCUUCUCCUAUACUUCAAAGCUUACGGCGGCAGAAAGUACGGCACGGUCUCCGAAGACGGCUCGAUCCUUUCCGUUUACGAUAGAGGACUGGUCAAACGUGAAAUUACAUACCGUGAAGUUCUCGCUGUAAGUAGGGAAAUGGAUUUUUCUCUCUUACGUCCUGAUUUUGGUCGUCAAAGGAGUAUGUUGAUAUGUCUGUAUUUUUAAUAUUAUUUUCUGUCUUUUUACUUCUUUUAAUUCUCUUCCAAGAAAUCCAGGAAAAUUCAAGGACCUCAGAGAAUACAUCUGUCCGUCAUUUCCUAAAUCCCGUUCUCGCGUAUGUGACGCCGUGGUACGCACUGCAAAUUCUUGUCGGACGGAAUUUACACCUGAUAAGGCUGAAAUGUUUAUUUGUUGACUAACCCUGUUGGUUUUGUUCGGAGUAGAAACUUUCAGAACGACAAUCUCUGGUAGCAUAAAUAUAUUCAAAUUAAUGCUGCAGGAAUUCACUGGGAUAUGAAUUGGCAGAGAAGUUUUGUUUUAAGCUGACUCACGUAUCACCAGUCUGGUACGAUUUGAAGAGGUAACUCCCAAAAAAUGCAGUGUAUAGCGGGAUGCAACUAUUUUCUCGCUUUCUGCUGGUCUCUUUCCCCACUGAUGAUAUUUUUUUUUGUCUGCUUCUAGUGAGAGAAACAAUUUUUUUCUCGAGGGCCGGCAUAAUUCUGAUUCACAGUGGAUUUCUAGGAUUAAAACUAAUCGAAACCUAGUGGUAUGCUCGUCAAUUCACGCCUCUCUUAAAUAACUAGUUUUAAUCAUGUGCGUGGCAAUUUUUUUUAGAAUUCUGGCGACGUUCUUGUUGAUUUUGAUUUUAAAAUGCCUUCAAUCUUAUUUUCAAGAACUAUGCUUCCAAAAAUCUCUUCAUAGAGUGUAUUUCUUUGUUGACGCUCUGACGUAUACCUCAUUUUUUUUUAGGUACUUCCUAGAUUUGUCCUCGAGGUGUUACCCUCUGAGAUGCUAAAAAGGAAGAAACAAAGGGACAAGGUCAUUGAUAUUAUUGUAUCAGAAUGCAAGUACAGUUUUAUGUUAAAGUGAAACAUUUUUCUGAUUCCAUUCUGUUUCCUUCAAGCGUCUUUUGGAUUCUUAUGGCUGUUUUGAUGUUGCUUUCCAUUGAACAGGGAAAUGGGAUAUGAUGGUGUUGUACUAGAAUCCUGGUCAAGAUGGGCUAUGCACGGUGUACUACAUGACGUAGACAUGCGCAGGAGGGUUAGUGGAAUAUUAUCAUUUUGUAAUACAUUAUCAGCAUAAAGACAUCUCUUCAGUUAUUUCUGCGCUGAUUUUUUCAUUCUUCUGACGACAACCGUAGUGAUUCUGAUCGAUUUCUUUGAUUUUCCUUUUUAUGAUUUACGAAAGGCUAUGCUAUUCACAUUCGACCAAUGAUAUGCAUAAUAUGUUCCUUUUCUGUCUGUUUUAAUAUCCGGUCUUUUUACCUAUAUUAUGCCUCAUGUUUAGUACCUAGACUUCAUUGGGGACCAUUUUAGUGGCUGGAUUAAGUUGCAGUUUGAAGUAUGUGAUAGAAAUCGGCUUCAUUUUAGUUCUUUUUAUAUAUUUUAAGGCUUUUUUCAUAUAUCCGGAAAUAAUUUCAAGGGAAGAAGAAUACGACAUUUAUGCCAGAGGUUGAUUUUAAUCAGCGCCUUAGUCAGCUGAAUGGAUCUAGAUAUUAGGCUCUACAUUCUGGAGGUUUGGAUAUGGCUGGAUUUCAAAUUCAUUGUCAGUACUAUUAAAAAUUUGCUUGGGGAAUUUAAAAAUGAAGGAAUCGCAACUCCAAAAGAAACCUUUUGAAGAACAGGUUUGUUAUGUUGCUUCUUUCGCCUUUAAAGGAACUGAUAAUGAGCCAGAAUGUCCAUCGAAGCAGGAUUUAUUUAAUGCAAAAGAGACCAAAAGCUGUCCAUGGAUCUCCUUGUCCUGUGACGAUACUGUCAUUCUCCGAGUGCUUGUGAGCUCUUCUGAAAAAAGAACGAAAGUCCUUCCCUUUGUACGUGCAGACCACUAAUUUUGAUCCAAAGUUGACUUAAAAUGCGAUAUUUUAAUAAUUAAUAGUAUGAUAAUAGAAUAAUUUGCAAGUUUAACACAUGUAAAGUUGGAUUAAUUCCCCUAAUUUGCAAGAGUUUAUUUCCUCUAUGGGUAGAGGUUCCACUCAAGUUCUUACAGAGUAUUGGGAGAAUAUUCAUGAUAGAAGUUACCUAACAUAAAGGGACGUAAUAAUUUCCUAAAUUCAAGGGUUCUCACUCGAAUCUGUAUAUUUCGCUCUUGCAACUAGUGUUUUCACUCUUUCUGCUUGAUUUGGUCACUGCUUUCACAACGUGACAUCACAUCACAGUUCUAGUUGAGUCUAUGGAUGUAGCUUAUGGAAGGGAGAAAUUUGUCUGACCUUGUUUGCUCCAUGACCCUAUAUUUAGGCAUUGGAGUUCGUCAAGGAGCUGGCUACUACUCUGCACUCUGUGAACUCGUCUGCAAGCCCCCGAGGGCACUUGGAGCUAGUCUUCGUCAUCCCACCUCCGCGCUCACAGCAUCUCAAAGAACAUGACUUUGGACGCGAUGAUCUUCGGCGUCUCCUGGACAUCGUGGACGGCUUCUCACUGAUGACGUACGAUUUUUCAGGUCCUCAUAGCCCCGGACCCAACGCUCCCUUGCUAUGGAUCAGGUCAACCCUCGAGCUGCUUCUCGGUGACGACGGUGGUGCUCGAGAAAAUGCUUACAAGAUCUUCGUAGGCAUAAAUUUCUAUGGGAAUGAUUUCCUCCUGACAGAAGGUGCGCGUCUCAACAAACCCGUCGUUCUUCUGUGCCUUUGAUUCAGAAAAUCAUCGACAAGAAACUAUCAUCGUGUUUACUUUCCUGCCUCUACCCUGCUAGAGCUGGAGUUUUAUUUCUCUUUGAUCUUCAGAUGAAACCCUAAAAAAAAGUUAUGGGUCCACCCCUAUCUGGGCCUGCUUCGCCUCUCUCUCUCUCUCUCGUUCAAACUCCAUGGUUUCUGUCCUCAAAGCUUCCCCCUCCUCCUUGAAGGUCCGGGUGGUGAGGCCAUCACUGGGAGGGACUACCUGUCUCUACUCCGGAAGCACAGGCCGGCGCUGCAGUGGGAGGCCGAGAGCUCGGAACAUUUCUUCCUCUACUCCCACGACAAGGUCAGACGCGCCGUUUUCUACCCCUCCUUGUUGUCGAUCUCCCUGCGCCUGGGCGAAGCCCGCUCUCGGGGAGCCGCCCUCUCCAUCUGGGAGAUCGGCCAAGGUCUGGAUUACUUCUUCGAUCUUCUAUGA